AGAAGCGUCAAGAUGGCGUCUGUUGGAGGCUGAAGGGACCAGAGCUGCUCGUUCACAGCCCCACGCCGACUGAGAGCUCCGUGUUCCCGCAGAGAGCAGCGGCACGACCCGAAGAGGCCGGCGGCUUCAUGACCCGCAGAUAGCGGACUCUGCUGCGGACACUGCUGGUUUGGCCCGUCACCAUGGCAACAGACAUUGGCUCACCGCAGCGGUUCUUCCACAUGCCGCGUUUCCAGCACCAGGCGCCGCGGCAGGUGUUCUACAAGAGGCCGGACUUCGCCCAGCAGCAGGCGAUGCAGCAGCUCACCUUCGAUGGGAAACGCAUGAGGAAGGCGGUGAACCGCAAAACCAUCGACUACAACCCGUCUGUCAUCAGAUACCUGGAGAACCGUUUGUGGCAGCGAGACUAUCGAGACUUCAGAGCCAUCCAGCCCGACGCAGGAUGUUACAACGACCUGGUUCCUCCGAUCGGGAUGUUGAACAAUCCCAUGAACGCUGUCACCACCAAGUUUGUCCGAACCUCCACCAACAAAGUCAAGUGUCCUGUGUUUGUGAUCAGGUGGACUCCUGAGGGUCGACGUCUGGUCACUGGAGCGUCCAGCGGAGAGUUCACUCUGUGGAACGGACUCACCUUCAACUUCGAGACCAUCUUACAGGCCCACGACAGUCCAGUGCGUGCCAUGACCUGGUCUCACAACGACAUGUGGAUGCUGACUGCGGACCACGGCGGCUACGUGAAGUACUGGCAGUCCAACAUGAACAACGUCAAGAUGUUCCAGGCUCACAAGGAGGCCAUUAGAGAAGCCAGUUUCUCCCCCACAGAUAAUAAAUUCGCCACCUGCUCAGACGACGGCACGGUUCGGAUCUGGGACUUCCUGCGUUGCCACGAGGAACGGAUCCUCCGAGGUCAUGGCGCUGAUGUGAAGUGUGUUGACUGGCAUCCCACUAAAGGCCUGGUGGUCUCUGGCAGUAAAGACAGUCAACAGCCAAUCAAGUUCUGGGACCCCAAGACUGGACAGAGUCUGGCUACACUCCACGCCCAUAAGAACACGGUGAUGGAGGUGAAGUGGAACCUGAAUGGUAAUUGGCUGCUGACGGCGUCACGUGACCACCUGUGCAAACUGUUUGACAUCAGAAACCUGAAGGAGGAGCUUCAGGUGUUCCGAGGACACAAGAAGGAGGCGACGGCGGUGGCCUGGCAUCCCGUCCACGAAGGCCUGUUUGCCAGCGGAGGUUCUGAUGGUUCUCUGCUCUUCUGGCACACUGGGGUGGAGAAGGAGGUGGGGGGGAUGGAGAUGGCUCAUGAGGGAAUGAUCUGGAGUCUGGCGUGGCACCCGCUGGGUCACAUCCUGUGCUCCGGCUCCAACGACCACACCAGUAAAUUCUGGACGAGGAAUCGACCCGGAGAUAAGAUGAGAGACCGUUACAACCUGAACCUGCUGCCGGGGAUGUCGGAGGACGGCAUGGAGUACGACGACAUGGAUCUGAACAGCAUGGCCUGCAUCCCCGGUAUGGGGAUCCCCGAGCAGCUGAAGGCCGCCAUGGAGCAGGAGCAGAGCAGUAAGGAGGCCGCCCCGGAGGUGGAGAUGUCCAUCCCUGGUCUGGACUGGGGCAUGGACGAGGUCAUGGGGAAAGACGCCAAGAAGGUUCCUCAGAAGAAGGUGCCGUACGCCAAACCAAUCCCGGCCCAGUUCCAACAGGCCUGGGCCGACAACAAGGUUCCUAUGAUGCCGCCUGGAGAUCAGUCCAAAGAGCGGAAGGUGGAGCAGAAGCUGGAGGGGAAGAAGAAGACUCAGGCCGACAUGGAGCAGGACAUGUACAACAACCCUCAGCUGAUGGAGCAGAUGAAGAUGGAGCGGAUGAGCUCCGACGGGGGCAUGGGCCCCCCCCCACAGCCCCCCUUCCCUGGCCCGGGGGGCCCUGCAGGUCCUGGGGCCCCCAUGCCUCCUGGCCAGCAGGGGUUUCACCCCAACAUGCCUCCUCAGCAGAUGCCCCCCCCCAUGGGCCCUGGAGGUAUGCAGCCCCCGUUCAUUCCCCCCGGACAGAUGGGCCCCCCCUCCGGACCCCAGCCUCACCAGGGGCCUCAGGGCAUGAUGGGACCUCCAGACAUGCAGAGACAUCCUGGCCCUCAUAGAAACAUGGGUCCUCCAGGGCCGCACAGCAUGGGGGCCGGCCCCAGAGGGAUGCAGGGCCCUCCUGGGGGGAUGAUGGGCCCCCCCCCUCGGGGAAUGGGUCCAAGGGAUCCUCAAGGACCUCCAUCUCAGGGGGGCAUGAUGCCACCUCAAGGAAACAUGAUGGGCCCCCAGGGGCCGAUGCAGGGUGGAAUGAUGGGCCCCCCACCCAGGACACACAACAACAUGCCAAACAAUUAUGGGAUGGGCAACAUGCAGGGGCCCCCAGGAGGGAUGCACGGACCUCCAGGAAACAUGCAGGGGCCCCCCGGCAACAUGCAGGGGCCCCCGUACAUGCACCAGGGUCCGAACUCGGGACCAGUGAUGCACGGGAUGGGCCCUCAGGGGUCCCAGGGUCCGCAGGGGUCCCAGGGGUCCCAGGGGCCCCAGGGGCCCGGCAGCAAAGGAGACCCCCGGGGGCCGCCGCCCAACCACCACAUGGGCCCGUCGGACCGCCAGGGUCCCGGACCCGACCAGGGAACUGGGCCGUACUGGGACAACCAGCAGGGUCGGCGUGGCCCACAGGACUUUGAGGGAGGCCAGGACUUUCACGGCAGAGGAGAGGAGGGCUGGAGACCAGGACCAGGAUACCAGGGGGGGGGAGGACACAGGGGGGGGGGGCACCGAGGAGGGAACGGAGGGAACUGGGGUCCUGAGGACAGGUUCAGCGGAGGAGAAUUCAGAGGACGGAGAGACGAAAGGUACAGAGGGGGAGGCGGCCCCGGCCGGCCUGGAGGGCGUGGUUACCCCGAUGCGUACGGCGGCCAGGAGGAGGGCUUCGACGGCCCGGAGGAGAUGGGCCGAGGCUGGGACACCGGAGGCAGAGGGAGACCACCUCGAGGAGGAGGAGCCCCCCGAGGAGGAGGAGGAGGUCCGGAUGGUUACCGGGACGCUCAGCAGAUGCAUGAUGGGUCGUCACCAGCUGGUCGUGAGCGCCCGUCGUCCCUUCAGGGGAUGGACAUGGCGUCUCUGCCCCCCCGAAAGCGCCCAUGGCAGGAUGGACCAGGAACUGGAGAGCGAGAGUCCCCCGGAGCUGACGGAGGUCGCCCCCCCCCGAGGGAAGAGGGCAGCUACGGUCCGUCGGGCCGAGGUGGACGAGGAGGCUGGGGACCCGGAGGACCAGGACCCGGAGGACCAGGACCCGGAGGACCAGGACCCGGCCCCCGGAGGGGGGGGCCACCACCCAGAGGAGCACUGAGGGGAGGCGUUCGGGGCCGGUAGUCCCGAUGGAAAAACUCCCAUGAUCCUCCUGGUCCCUCCAGACCUGAGCCCACACCCUGACCCCCCUGGACUGAUGAGUGGUCAUGUGACACACAGGUGUGCUGCUGCUGUAGAGAAUGGUGGCUUGUGAUUGGAGGGACUGAGCAGGUGACAUUUUAAUGUAAUAUACUGUAGAGAAGCUCCGCCUCUUUUAUUUCACCCAAUCUUUUGUCUUCAGCUUGUUUGUCGUUUUUUGUAAAAGAUUUCUAUGUUUUUAUGUCUUCACCGUUCCACUGAGGUGGACAAUAAAGAUUCACACUUCAAACUUCA
Molecule: messenger RNA, 3701 nt
Organism: Limanda limanda (common dab)
Lineage: Eukaryota; Metazoa; Chordata; Actinopteri; Pleuronectiformes; Pleuronectidae
Gene: wdr33
Product: WD repeat domain 33
Exons: 21
Coding region: 183-3392 (1069 amino acids)
Cellular component (GO): mRNA cleavage and polyadenylation specificity factor complex
Molecular function (GO): protein binding
Source: RefSeq, a predicted model, not a curated record